This is a messenger RNA of Solenopsis invicta (red fire ant), 8027 nucleotides long. RefSeq names its product C-Maf-inducing protein. The record is from RefSeq and is a predicted model, not a curated record. The coding region runs from base 2248 to 5334 and encodes 1028 amino acids. The transcript is spliced from 10 exons. Lineage: Eukaryota; Metazoa; Arthropoda; Insecta; Hymenoptera; Formicidae.
AAUACGUGUGUUAAUUAUGUAUGUUGUGUUGUAUAUGUAAUGUGUUUAUAUUUAAAUAUUUUAACACCAUUAGAUUUCCAUAUCAUCCUUGAGGUCCUAUCGUCGAGAUACGAUACGUUUCUUUUUUUUCAGUAGUUUUCCCCGUGGGCUUAUUCCAUUAAAAUUGCAAAAGUCUAUUUGAAUUUUGAUACUUUAGGGAACGAAAUGUCAACAUUAAUUUUUGAUAAAUUUACUCGCGUCAAGAAAGAUGAGCUUGAGUAUAUUUUGUCUCCGCGCGCAGUCUAGAAGCUAUGAUAGUAAACAAAAUCGUUCAAAAAGUGCAAACCGACUGCAGGCCUGCUCUCUCACCGAUCGGAAACAGUGUAUCACCGAAAGGUAAUGCAUAUAUCACUGAUUGAUAUAGUUAUAAGUAUACCACUGAACUCAGGCUGUUUACUGUUUUUCAGUGGACAAUACAUUGAUCCAGAUUUAGAGAGCACCGUCUCGAGCGACAAAAAAAGAUUCCCACCUAAAAAAAUCGUGAAGAAUCGUCUUACAGACGUCUUUCGAACAUCUUAUCGCACGAAUUUGAUCAGCUUGAGCUCAUUACGUUAGCGCGAGCAUCGACAAAGAGGUUUGGUGCCCCCCCGCGAAUCAACUCGUGGCUUUCGCGCCUGCAGCUCGGUGCUCCACGAGGAACAGACGGAGACGGAUGAAGGAGGCACUCGGGUAAGAAGAGGAACGCGGUAGGCAACGCGGCAGGCAGGCGUGAAAGUCGGCGGCUCCUCCAACACGCAUGCCUGACGCCCGCUGACGCCGCCGCGGUCGUCGUCAUUGUCGUCGCCGUCGACGUCCGCCUUCCUAUCGACGAGUCGGUCGCGACGGUGCCAGCCAGUGGCCCCACGACCGUCGAAACAAACCCCUCCGCGUCGAGCCGGCGACGAGGAUGCGCAGGGGAGACGGUGGAGGAGGAAGUGGCGGACGACAACGACGACGCAAAGGGAAAAGGAGGUGCGGUCGAGGCGCGCCCGCUCACCUCGGCGUCAUUCGCGGGGGCAGCGGUCUGGCUGACCUGGGGACCCACACGUGUCUCUCGCUCUGACGUCGCGCAUCGCGCCUGGCGACGCGCCCGACGUGCAUCCGUAACGCGCGAUCACCUGUCUCGCGACCUCCCCCGCUCGGUGCGAUCCGCGAAUAAUUAAAGCUACUGUUGCGGAAGGAGGAAAGAGAGAGAGAGAGAGAGAGAGAGAGAGUAGAGAAAAAAAGCAUUGCUCGCGACACGGACUCGUGGAGCUCACUCGGGUAGCAACGAGACGAGGUGGAUCGACGUUGUCUAGGAGACCACGGCGUUGUCGCGCAGCAGGAGAGCGGUCGAACGCAUUUUUUCGAUAAGAAUAACGAAGGUUCCGAGUGCGGAGAAGGAGCGAACGGAGCAGCGCAGUUCUCCUGACGGGCGUGGGUCUUCUGCGCCGAACGGUGCACCGAGCGGUGGCUUUGACAUCGCUACCGGCACACGAGGUGUUGUCGUCGAUGCCGUAGGUGGGAAUCAGUACGUCGGCGUCUACCGCGGCGCGCAGACCUCGAGGAUGUGUCGCGGCGCGUUUCAACGUGCGCGCAAAAAAACGAACGAGUGAACUUGGCGUCGUGGUGAAGCGAGUUUCUACCAAAAGAUUUCCGGAUGUUUGGGGGGAAUUCGUUCAAGUGUGCUGUUCGCCCGAUUGAUUCACUUUUCUCGCGCGAUGGUGAUCAGUGGUGCGGUACCGAGUCGCUGAAGUGAUCUCUCGUGUGCGUACUCUUCGAGCGAUCGGACGAUUUAACCCCUCGGAAUAGUGAAAGAAAGAAAAAAAGAAACGCGGGGUGAAUUUGACGCAGAGCGAAAUUCGACGCUUCAUUCUGUCUCGCAGGAUUAGCCCGACUAAUACAUAUUGUCGAAGAUACGUCGCCACGCGCGACGCCGAAGAACAAGGAGGCUCCUUGUCGGGCGACAGAAAUUAUCGGUCUACGAGGGCGUCAGAGAGAAGCGGGGAAAGUUCAAGCAAAAAAACAGAUAGCGCGUCAACGACACGUUCAUCGUUCGUGCGCGUGCCUGUGAUGUACGACUAGAAGGACAAGAAGAUACAAACUACAACGAGAACGAGGAUCACACCUUGCUACAACGUAGACGAUCCGUUCGUGUCUUUGCCGUUCUUCAGCCUUUACGUUAACUUUGCCUGGAACGUCGAAGAGUCUUCUAGAGCGGAGAGUACGCGUCUACCUACAAAUCGCACAAUGUUUUGCUUUCAAAGUCCCUUCACGCGAUCGUCGCGUAGCGUCGUGUCCACCGCGUCGCUGUCGACAGGCAAGAGCAAAUCCUCUCUGACCAACGCGAUCCUGUCAUCCAACAAAAUGUCCAACGCGAGCGAGCGCGAUCAUCGACGUGGCUCCGAGGCGACCAGCGAGGGCUCCAAUUCCUCCAUCAGAUACAUCGAUCAGGAGGUCUCGAUGUCCGGCGGUAGCAGCACAGACACUCUACCGGGUAUUCGUGCCGAUUAUCUCGACCCCGAACCCUUAUCGCCCGGAGCGGAUGCUCUGACCUCGCCGAGCGGCAUAACGGUCGUUUUGAAUGGUAACGGUACCAACGAGCAACGGAUUCUGUUGCAGAAUGAAAGUCAUCAGACCGCACGUUCCUUGCCAUCGCCGACGAAGAAGUCGAACAACAACGGCAACAGUUGGCGCCGAAAGCUCAUGCUGCGGCUUCGCUCCAGCGAUUCCUCGAACCUGAACAACGGCGAGACGCGCUCCUCCUCGACAACUCCCUCGCCCGCGAGCGAAUCGACCGCGGAGUCCUCGUCCUCGUCGAGAAAUCCCCGUACGGACCAGGGACAGCAAAGUGGCAACGCGACCGUGUCGUCGCCGGCGGUGCAGAUCGACGUGAUCGGAAAUCCUCAGGUGGCUGUCGCGUCUGUCGGUGACAUACCGUCUUUGGAGAAUGGCUUCAGCGAGCCUGAAGAGAAUGACGACGAGGAGGAGGACGAGGAGGAGGCUUGUCCGGAGACCGAGACGGAGGAAAACUCAUCUUUACCCUCCAGCCCUGCGGCCGCAUCCACCGUCGGCCUGACCUCCUCUACGGUGCCCUAUUACGACUUCCUGUCGGUGAACGGCGGCGUGCUGCGACAGGAGACCACCAGCACCAGUUCGCCGCAGCUGUCGUCCGGCGCGAGUUUGCGUUCCAGCGAGGAAUCCCCGCCCGCCGACACCUGCAGCUCCUACGGCGAGGACAGCAGCCCGGGCAUGGAUUCGCUGAAGCCCGAGGGUCUGGACGCGUCCGGGUGCCUACCGGCCGCGAGGUCCUGCCCGAAUUUGGAGCGGCAGAGCGCCGGCUGUUCGUCGACCAGCGGCUCGUCGAGCCCGAGUCCGAGUCCGGGCCCGGUCGGACCUCGUUUCAAACCCCUCGAGGAAGGCGACAUACAAGUGUGCUACCUCAAUCACACCCGGACCCUCGUGAAAAAGAUCCUGUCGAGCAAGUUCCUUAGACGCUGGGAGACGCAUCAUCUCUAUCUCAAUGACGCUUGUCUGUCCUCCAAAACGCUCACGGGUUUUCUUCAGCAACCUGUUCCGUACAGCAGCAUGUCGGAGGUCCGGAAGUAUGUUGUCGCCAGGUGGGACCCCGCGUAUAAGAACUGCCUCAGUAUCGUUCUGCCAGACGGUUCGCUUCUUCUGCAAGCCAGCAACGCUUACACGAGGGACCAGUGGUACCACUCGAUAUUAUGGAAGAAAAACAUUUUCAAGUAUCAACACCUCGUGUCGAUGAGCACACGAGAAGAGGUGAUAUUGCGCGAAUUGCGCACCAUGGUGGACUUCGCCCUAUGGACACCACUCCAGGACGAGAGGGUGGCGGGCGCGCCGCUCGAGGCGGUCACUAAAUUGCUGGACGAGCCCAGCACGGAGCUGCUCGACUCGGACGGGAAAACCGAGGAGAUCUUCCGCGAUCGUAGGGGCUGGGCAGAGGCCGUGCUCGCCGUGGUGGCACCGCUUCUGGAAAAAGCAGCUCCCCCGGCGGCGCUCGCGAGAGUACUCGCCAGACUGGCGCAACAGCAUCCGCGAUCGCAGCUGGUCCCGAUGCUCAGCCCGGCGAUCACGAGAUGCCUCAAGCACACUGUUGACUUUGGCAAGUCGCCGGACAUGAGAAAGCUGCUGCAGGUGUUCGUCGCCGCUUUGUAUCAGAACAACGACGGCGAGCAGGCGAUCAGGGAUUACAUCUCGUCAGUUCACGGGCCUGGUAGCGAUUGUCCUCACCCGAGGGUACUUCCCAAUCUCGUAUCCAUUUGCGUCGCGGCCAUAUUCCACAGGUUCGAGGUGUCGAGUCGCGCGUCGUUGAACGAGGACAAACCGCCGUCGUUGCCACCGUUACAGUGUUACCUGCUUGUCUUGAAUAUCGCGUCAGAGUACAUCGACUGGCGUCCAGGUCUCGGGGCAUUGUUGCAACCCGUUCCAUUCCCGGAAGACGCUCUAACCAUGAGAGAGGUGCAACAAUCCGUGCUGAUGUGCGUGAUGCAACGACUGGCGAAGGAUCCAAGGUGCACGGUGCAUCGCGUCCUACUACCCGUCAGAGAACCGCGUCCAGGUUGGAUCCACAUCGCCGCUCCGUCCAGCCCAGCUUGUCCAGAUCGUGGAGAACUGUUCGGCGAGAUGCUCACGACUCUGCUGGCGUGCUGCUGUCGGCGGAAGAGGUUCAUCGCGUCCCUGCUGAAGCAGGCGGGUGACGAUUGCAUUCUGCUGGCGGUGCGGGGCUGCGACGCCGCGCAGGAGGUGCUCUGCUUGAUGCUCGAGUGGCGUUUGCUGCCGAACGAGGAGGCGAGACUUCAGAUAGUCAACGCACUCGAGUCUACGGAAUCCGGGAAGGAACGCUACGCCGCUCUCUGCCAGAGGCAGAAGAGUCUACAGGAGCUGCAACAAAAGGGCGGACCCCGGAAACUGACGCUACCGGUACGAGCGACCGACGCCGACGUCGCCCUUUUUCUGGGCGGUCGUGCUCUCGGUAAUCUCGAAUGCCUUAGCCUGGCCUUCACCUCCGUGACGUCCGCGUGCGCGGAACAACUGAUAAAGUUGCCGGCACUGAGAUAUCUGAACUUGUGGGCUACGCAGUUCGGCGAUACUGGCCUACAGAUGAUCAGCGAGCAUCUGCAGAAGCUGCAGGUGCUGAACCUCUGCGAGACGCCCGUGUCCGACAAAGGCAUCUCCACGUUGGCCUCAUUAACCAGCCUAAGAAAAUUGAACCUAAAUAGCACGAAGCUGUCAGCUCAGACGUUUGAGUCGUUGAAGAAGCGACUGCCGGCCUUGCAAGAAUUUGACGUUCGAUACACGGAGGCCUGGUGACCCGAUGUCACGUCCAGCACCUCGCCCAUCGGCAGCAGCGAUCGUCGUGACGUGAAAACGAAGAGGCAAUGCUGAGGUGCUCGGUCGUUUGGAAGAAAAUUCAAGACGCGUCACGAGGUGACGUUCGUAUUCUCGGUGCAUUCAAUAUCGUGCAUUGGGCGCGGUGAAUUCGUUCAUUAGCUUCGAUUUGCUACGCGACGUUUGCGAUCAGCAUAACGAUCAUUGAAAAUUAUGAACCUUUGUCGAUGAAACUCUUCCUAGGGGAAAAGAAACGAAGUCUUCUGUGUUAAGCACCGUGUAGGAUGAGCGAAGAGCCUUUUAUCGCGUUUUUACGCAUCCGACGUAUCUCGCUUCUUCCGGCUUAAUCGACGAUUCAUAGCUUUCCGAAGGGCGAUAAAUCGAUGGUAUCAAUACAUUCGCGUGUCCAUUAAAUGUAUCUUCCAUUUUCCAAUUGAUAUUAUUUACGAGACACCCUAGAUCAAGACUUUCUUCCGAAGACUCGUGCCAGGCGGCUCGAUGGCACACCCGGCGAAUUAUUUUAAAAGCGUCCCUCUGCGCAUCGUCGUCGACGGGGAACCAUACUUUUCAGGAACAUUCCAGCACCGCGAACGCAGACGUCAGUUUCCAGGAAAGACGCGCGCAUUCGUUUGAAUAAAUAUCGACGAGCGACGAUGAGACGUCUCUCGGGUAUUAGAAUAGAAUCCGUUCGAGAAAUGCGCGAGGUGGCACACGUGUAACGAUCGCGUCGAAGAGUAGCGAUCGUUAGAGAGUUGUUUGCGCGACAAAGUCGUCCACCUCGGGUUGGCGAAGGGAACAUUUGCGUAGACGCGAUAUUUGCAAUAGCGCGCCUGCCUUGACGACUCUGAUCGAAAACGACCGUUAACGAUCGCGUUUAACGAUCGUUUUUACGCGACUCUGAAGGCCGGCUUCGUCGAGCGUCAAUACUUAAACAAUAGUUUCAGCGAGUCCUUCCUCCAUCCAUUUUCUAGUUCUAGGAAAAAGAGUUGUUUUUUUUUGUUCGUUUUUACGCCGUUAAAAGUGCGUUAGAAUGCAUCUUCUUCCUCCCAUCCCAGCCCUGGGAUUGUCUUACUUGUAACACGCGCGUGUUAUCUCUUAACGAUGUUGUUUUUGACGGAGAUUACAAAUAUCGUCAUUCGAUUUUUAGUUUCGAGUUUAUUCGAAUUCAUCAUUCGCGCCGAUAAAGUUGAAAAAUCGUUACGAUCCGCCGCGUCGCGAGAAGACUCUCAUCUGCUAAUGGAAGUGCGACGCCAGUAAAAAGAAAUCAAAUAUUUAUUUCUGGCGAAUAUACACAUAGCUUCGCAUAAUGAGAGUCCUCUCCUGGCUUCUCGUGGUUUUACAGACGAGAAAAAAAAAUUGUUGAACGCUUCACGCAAAUCAUUAUUCAAUAGAUAGAGAAUCGGCGUCAUGAUUGAAAGAGUCUUAGCUAAUCGGAUAACCAGCGUGACAGAUGAUAUAAAUGACGAUGAUCGCGACGAUCCUCCGCGAUCUCCAACGCGAAACAAAGACUGUGCCCAAUCGUGUGUCAGCGCGUUGCUGGACCGCAGCCGCCAAUCGAUCCAUCCCUCUGUGCGUGAAGUGUCCUUUUCGUCGGGGGGAACACCAUUAUCCCUGGAUUUGCCCCUUUUUCGUUCGAGGCGUGCCCAACUGCCUUAAUCAGCGAGUUCUGAGCGACCACUGCCACAACGCAUCGCGUCGCAGCGAGCGCGAUUUUACUCUAACAAAACGAGGGAGCGAAGCUUCGUCAGAGGGUCCCACGUUCUGUCGCGAGAUCGGAAAGCCCCCGCGUUUCGCGUUUAUACGAAGCUUCCGGAGCCGCGGAGCGACGCGGGCUCGCACACGUGCAUUUCGUUCCCUAAUGUAAAUAGAUAGGUAGUUAAGGAAUCGUCUCCCUCUUCCCUUUCUCCUUCGAUUUAUUAGAUAGAUUUUAAUAAUUUAUUCUCUAGCUAGACAUCUUCUCGUAUUUAUAUAUUACGAUAAUAUUACUACAUGUAUGUCGCACGAUCCAACUCGUACUAGCGUCAACACGCGUUUAAAGGGAUAGACGAUACCUCGAGUUUAGAAGCGUCGGCAAACGAGAGAGAGAGAGAGAGAGAGAGAAAGAGUGGGUGCCCCUCGAAGAGUGGGCAGGAUUUGGCCGUCACGGGAGUCGUGGCGAUGGCGACCGACAGUUUCGCAACAAAAAAAAAUUCUCAUCUCGUUAUUGUAAAUGCCGCAAGGGAACAAGCAUUGUAAGAAGACUGUUUACGUCAAUUUAAAUAAGGAUCAUUAACUUAGGGAGCCACGAAUUAAUUACUCGAGUUAAUUCUUCAGCGUCACACGCGUCUGUGAGCGAAGCAGACAAAAAUUCGAAUUCAAUACCUCACAUCCUUUUCCUGUCACGCCUUCCGUUGUCUCUCACGUCUCAGCGAGAUCCACGGAUCUCGCGCCGGUAUUUGGCUUUCGCGCGACUCGCCAAAAGCUGUAAAAGUUUCUCUUUUUAAGUUUUGUUCUUAAAUCGUUUCUCCCUUCGCAUGUAAUUCUAGCCGUUUGCCGUUUUGUCGGUGAAAAUCUGUAAAACAUACUCUGUUAGACGUGUUACGAGAACGAUCGGAUGAUUCAGCGUUAAAUUAUUAAUAAUGGUAUCUUUCUUUGACAUUUUCGUACGAAUAAACUGUUUAAUCGAAGAACAUUGA